Molecule: messenger RNA, 1540 nt
Organism: Aricia agestis (brown argus)
Lineage: Eukaryota; Metazoa; Arthropoda; Insecta; Lepidoptera; Lycaenidae
Gene: mab-21
Product: protein mab-21
Exons: 1
Coding region: 74-1171 (365 amino acids)
Source: RefSeq, a predicted model, not a curated record
CGUCUGUGUGUCGUGCGCGUGCGUGUAACGCCGCUACCGUGCCAUGCGAACCGGGUGAGGGCACACAGCCACGAUGCUAGUGCCACCUGAAAUGAUGGCGGCUCAAUCCAAGCUAGUCUACCAGAUGAACAAGUACUACAAUGAGCGCGUCGCGAACCGUAAGGCGCAAAUCGCGAAAACGAUCCACGAAGUAUGCAGGAUCGUUCAGGACGUCCUCAAAGAAGUGGAGCUGCAGGAGCCGAGAUUUAUUUCCUCCUUGACCGACUACAACGGAAGAUUCGACGGAUUAGAAGUGGUGUCCCCGCACGAGUUCGAAAUCAUCAUCUAUCUGAAUCAGAUGGGAGUGUUAAAUUUUGUCGACGACGGAUCCCUCCCCGGCUGCGCCGUGCUGAAGCUGAGCGACGGCCGCAAGCGCUCCAUGUCCCUCUGGGUCGAGUUCAUCACCGCCUCCGGAUACCUGUCAGCUAGAAAAAUAAGAUCGCGCUUCCAGACUCUCGUGGCGCAAGCCUGCGACAAGUGCUCGUACCGGGACUGUGUGAAAAUGAUCGCCGAAACGACGGAAGUGAAGUUGAGGAUACGGGAGCGGUACAUAGUGCAGAUAACGCCGGCCUUCAAGUGCGCCGGCCUGUGGCCGAGGUCCGCCGCACACUGGCCUCUGCCGACGAUACCGUGGCCGCAUCCUAAUAUCGUCGCCGAAGUCAAAACGGAGGGCUUCGAUCUGCUGUCGAAGGAGUGUCUCACCCUGCAAGGUAAAAACUCGGCCAUGGAGGGUGACGCGUGGGUGUUGAGUUUCUUCGAAGCUGAGAAUAGAUUGCUCCAGGGCGGCUGCCGCAGAAAAUGUUUGAGCAUUCUGAAGACGAUCAGGGACCGCCACCUGGACCUGCCGGGCAACCCGGUGACGUGCUACCACAUGAAGACGCUGCUGCUGUACGAGUGCGAGAAGCACCCGCGGGAGCACGAGUGGGACGAAGGCGCCAUCGGCGACAGAAUAAACGGCAUCUUCCUGCAGUUGAUAUCGUCGCUUCAGUGCCGGAGAUGUCCGCACUACUUUCUUCCCCACGUCGACUUGUUCAAGGGGAAAUCGCCGACGGCCAUGGAGAACGCCGCCAAGCAGGUGUGGCGACUGACGAGGGAGAUGCUGACCAACUCGAGAGCGUUCGAGAAGCUGUGAACUUUAUGUUUUGUGAAGUGAGCCUGUGUUGUACCAAUAGGAAAUUAUUCGAGUCAUUUAAAUGCUUUAUCGGAGUAGGUAAGUGCGUUCGUUUGUCGUAGGAGCCGGUGUAUGUAAUAGUGGUGGUACUGAGAACGAUGAUGAGUCUCGUGGACGGAACAGACUGUAAGUAGAAGUGAUACUACUAUUAGAUUAUAAUUAAUCAUUAAACACUAUUUGUGAUAUAAUGUAAAUAGCUUAAUCUUUGUAUAAUUUAGUGAUAUUUAUUUUAAAGGAACAAUCUGAAACAUGUAUUUAUUUGACUGAAGAAAAAUUAAUAGUAGGUGUAAAACAUAUAAAAUUAUAAUAAAUAAUAUAGAAUUGUGGUUA